Aspergillus fijiensis CBS 313.89 is the source of this 1362-nucleotide messenger RNA. RefSeq names its product MFS general substrate transporter. The transcript is spliced from 3 exons. Gene Ontology annotation, biological process: transmembrane transport. Lineage: Eukaryota; Fungi; Ascomycota; Eurotiomycetes; Eurotiales; Aspergillaceae. The coding region runs from base 1 to 1362 and encodes 453 amino acids. Gene Ontology annotation, cellular component: fungal-type vacuole membrane. The record is from RefSeq and is a predicted model, not a curated record. Gene Ontology annotation, molecular function: transmembrane transporter activity.
AUGGGCAAUGGUCAAAUGCUUGAAAGGGGGUUGCGACGUCAGUCGACAACACCCAAUCCCACCCCCGUUGACGACCCCAUCGAUUACCCUGAGGGUGGACGCGACGCAUGGCUCGUGGUAUUCGGUGCGUUCUGCGGCCUAGCAGCAUCGCUGGGGCUAUAUAACACAGUGGGCGUCUUUGAAGCUGUUGUCUCCAAAGACAUUCUGCCGAAUGUGUCCUCGUCUACAACCGGUUGGAUAUUCUCGGUUUAUGCAUUUGUGAACUGGGUCUGUGGGAUGCAAAUCGGUCCCACCUUUGAUGCGAUGGGCCCGCGGGCACUGAUCCUCGCGGGAACAGUCUGCACGCUGAUUGGCAUCUUCUCAUUCAGUGUUUGUAAAGAAUACUAUCAGUUUUUCCUCGCAUUCUCCGUCCUGACAGGCCUCGGCUCCUCCCUUCUCCUCACGCCGUCGAUGGCCUGCGUGGCCCACUGGUUCAUGAAGCGCCGCGGCCUGGCUAGUGGGGUCGCAUUUAUCGGGAGCGGUUUUGGCGGGGUGAUAUUCCCGCUGAUGCUGCAAUCCCUCUUGCCCCGGGUUGGCUGGGGGUGGUCGAUCCGCAUUCUUGCCUUUGUCCUGCUCGUGCUGUGUGCCAUCAGCGUGGCCUUUUGCCGUAGCCGGGUGCCACCGCGCAAGGGCGCAGAGACCACUUGGCGCGAUACACUUCCGGACCCGUCGAUCUUCCUCGAUGGAACCGGAGCCAUGGCCCUCACCACCUUCGGGGUCCUCUUCACCGAUCUGGCCUACUUCCUCCCCAUCACGUACGUGCCGAGCUAUUACAUCGACCGACAGCGCCUGUCCCAAGAGGAGGCGCUGACCGGAUCGGCCGCGUUCGCGUAUCAGCUUCUCGCCAUUCUGAACGCGGCCUCCUGCGGCGGCCGGUAUGUGGCGGGCGAUCUGGCGGAUCGCUUCGGCCGGUACAAUACGAUGAUCGUCUCGCUGUUCUUCUGCACGGUCUCCGUGCUAUGCUUCUGGCUGCCGGACAUUGUUGUCUCGGACCUCGAGAACGACGCCUUGCUCAUCGUCUUUGUCGUCCUGUUCGGCUUCUGCAGCGGCUCCAAUGUGAGCCUGACCCCCAUUUGUCUGGGCCAGCUCUGCGAUACGCAGGAGUACGGACGCUACUACGCGAGCUGCUUCACUGUGGUGGCCAUUGGCGUGCUGGCGAGCCUCCCGAUCGGCGGGGGCCUCCUGAGCGCCGUGACAGCCACGGGCAAGGAAAAGUAUUGGGGUACCACGCUAUUCGCCGGGCUGAACUAUGUCGUCGCCUUCUUAUGUUUUGUCUGGGUGAGGAUCAAGAUCAAGGGGUGGGAUUGGAGGAUCAAAUGGUAG